Lactuca virosa is the source of this 2294-nucleotide messenger RNA. The record is from the annotation of a GenBank genome assembly. NCBI's taxonomy places the organism in Eukaryota, Viridiplantae, Streptophyta, Magnoliopsida, Asterales, Asteraceae.
CAACUGGGAAGCAUGUUCUUUCUUUCUCUGUCUUCUAAUUUCUCUCACUUUAAUUCUCACUCUCAUUUUCCCUCCUAUUCCAUAUCACUAUACUGUGUGUUUGUUUCUCGUGGGUGCUGACACAAAGCUUCCAUCGCAGUUCCAAUUUAAUAUGGAAAGCAAAUGAGAAGCGACUUCCAUCAUCAUCAUUUUGGUCUCUUCUUGUUUCAAAUUUGACACUUUUUCUUCCAUUUCAUUCAAAAAAACCUUCUCUUUCCACCAUUUUCAUUCGAUUCAAUGGACCUUGAACCUCUUUUCUUCUGUCUGCUGGCUUUGUUUUUUACUUCAUGGGCUUCUUCUGCAACUGCUUUGCUUUCUCCCAAAGGUGUCAACUUCGAAGUGCAAGCUUUGAUGAACAUCAAGAAUGGUUUGGAGGAUCCGCAUAGUGUCUUAAACUGGGAUGCAGAUGCUGUUGAUCCAUGCAGCUGGACGAUGGUUACUUGCUCUUCAGAUAAACUCGUCAUUGGGUUGGGGUGUCCAAGCCAAAAUCUUUCUGGUUUUCUUUCUCCAAGCAUCGGUAACUUAACAAACCUCCAAACAGUGUUGCUACAAAAUAAUAGAAUCUUAGGGCCACUUCCAUAUGAGCUUGGGAGGUUGCCUAAGCUUCAAACACUUGAUCUUUCUAAUAACUCGUUCACCGGUGAAAUCCCACCUUCUUUAGCUGAUAUCAAGACCCUCCAGUAUUUGCGGCUAAAUAACAAUAGUCUCACAGGACCAAUUCCACAGGCUUUGGCUAACUUGACACAGCUCACAUUCUUGGACUUAUCGUUUAAUAAUGUAAGUGGUCCUGUGCCAAAGUUUCAAGCUAAAACAUUCAAUGUUAUGGGAAAUCCAAUUAUAUGUGCCACGGGGACAGAGCAAGAUUGCAAUGGAACAUCACCCAUGUCAACGUCACUCCCCUUCAAUACUCAACAAAAGUCGAAUCCAUCCGUUAUGCCAAAAACUCACAAGAUGGCUUUAGCCUUCGGGACAAGCCUUGGGUGCUUUUGCUUGCUGUUUUUCGGAUUUGGAUUUGUUUUUUGGUGGAGGAGACGACACAACCAACAAGUUUUCUUUGAUAUCAACGAACAAUAUCGAGAUGAAAUAUGUUUGGGGAACUUAAGGAGAUUCCAAUUUCGAGAACUUCAAGUUGCCACGAAAAACUUCACGAGCAAGAACAUACUAGGAAAGGGCGGUUUUGGAAUUGUGUACAAAGGUGUUCUCUCGGAUGGAACCGUUGUAGCCGUUAAGCGGCUUAGAGAUGGGAACACAGUUGGUGGUGAGAUCCAGUUCCAAACUGAAGUCGAGAUGAUUAGCCUAGCCGUUCAUCGAAACCUACUUAGACUCUACGGUUUUUGCAUGACAUCAUCCGAACGCCUCCUUGUUUACCCCUACAUGUCUAACGGGAGUGUCGCUUCUCGUCUCAAAGUCAAACCGGCUCUAGAUUGGGGAACAAGAAAGAGAAUAGCAUUGGGGGCAGCAAGAGGUUUACUAUAUUUACACGAGCAAUGUGAUCCGAAGAUAAUCCAUAGAGAUGUGAAGGCUGCAAAUAUACUAUUAGACGAUUACUGUGAAGCAGUGGUGGGUGAUUUUGGUCUAGCAAAGCUUUUAGACCACCAUGAUUCCCACGUUACAACCGCCGUUCGAGGAACAGUAGGCCAUAUAGCUCCGGAGUACCUCUCAACCGGCCAAUCGUCGGAAAAAACAGAUGUUUUCGGGUUCGGGAUUCUCUUACUAGAACUGAUAACAGGCGAAAGAGCUUUGGAAUUUGGGAAAUCGGCAAAUCAAAAAGGGGUUAUGCUCGAUUGGGUUAAGAAAAUUCAUCACGAGAAUAAACUCGAUUUGUUGGUGGAUAAGGAUCUGAAAAGCGAUUACGAUAGAAUAGAGCUUGAAGAAAUGGUUCAGGUGGCGUUGUUGUGUACACAGUAUCAACCGAACCAACGGCCGAAAAUGUCGGAGGUGGCGAGGAUGCUUGAAGGCGAUGGAUUGGCGGAGAAAUGGGAGGCGGCGAAGAGAGUUGAAUCGAAUAGAGGGCGGCCGAAUGAGUUCUUGUCGUCGGAGCGGUAUUCUGAUCUUACAGACGACUUUUCGUUGCUUGGACAGGCAAUGGAGCUUUCAGGCCCCCGGUGAUACGCGCCUCCCGAUUGCAGAGACAGUGAAUAAAUCGGCGGAGGGAUGAUCUUCUUAUUGUACAGGUGCUGAAUUACAGUUCAUAAGUCAUACUUAUCGUUUUUGAGUGAAUUUUUUUUUUUUUUUUGGGUUUGUUCCGAGUGUUG